Arachis duranensis is the source of this 3850-nucleotide messenger RNA. RefSeq names its product phosphomethylpyrimidine synthase, chloroplastic. The record is from RefSeq and is a predicted model, not a curated record. Gene Ontology annotation, biological process: thiamine biosynthetic process. Gene Ontology annotation, molecular function: carbon-carbon lyase activity; iron-sulfur cluster binding. The transcript is spliced from 7 exons. Lineage: Eukaryota; Viridiplantae; Streptophyta; Magnoliopsida; Fabales; Fabaceae. The coding region runs from base 172 to 2124 and encodes 650 amino acids.
UUGUGGUGUGGUUUGCGUCAGUAUCUUAAGAGUAUCUAUUAUUUCACUCUCUAUAUAAACCCUCUAUCCUUCAUCACACUCACUCGCUCACUCACUCACUCUUCUCUAUUCCGUUCCAGAUAACACCCAACCCUACCCUUCCCAAUCCACCCAGCUUUUCCUUCAAGUGAGAUGGCAUCCUUGCAUGCCAAUGUGACAUCAGUUGUUUGCAAAAGUGGCAACAAUGCUUCUCAACCGAAGUUCCCAAGUACUACAUUUUUGCCUGGGUUUGAUGUAGCUGGAUGCAUUUCAAGUGCUUGGAAGAAGGAACUUGUCCCUUCUUACGUGGCUUCGAUACCUAGAGCAACAUUAACAUUUGAUCCUCAAACAACCAAUUCGGACAAAACCAAACAAAAGAAGCACACCGUUGACCCUGCUUCCCCCGAUUUUCAGCCUCUUCCUUCCUUUGAACAGUGCUUUCCUAAGAGCACGAAAGAAUACAGGGAAGUCAUUCAUGAAGGAACUAGUCAUGUGCUCAGAGUUCCAUUUCGACGAGUUCACCUCUCUGGGGAUGAAGGACACUUUGAUAACUAUGAUACAAGCGGUCCCCAAAAUAUAAGCCCAAGUAUUGGACUCCCCAAGUUGCGCGCACAGUGGGUUGAUAGGAGAGAGAAACUUGGUACACCAAGAUUCACUCAAAUGUACUAUGCUAAGCAAGGGAUCAUUACUGAGGAGAUGCUUUAUUGUGCCACUCGUGAGAAGCUUGACCCGGAGUUUGUGAGGUCAGAAGUUGCUCGUGGACGAGCUAUCAUCCCGUCCAACAAGAAGCACUUGGAGUUGGAGCCUAUGAUAGUUGGAAGAAAUUUCUUGGUGAAGGUAAAUGCAAACAUUGGAAAUUCUGCAGUUGCUAGCUCUAUCGAAGAGGAAGUUUACAAGGUUCAGUGGGCAACUAUGUGGGGAGCCGACACAGUCAUGGACCUCUCAACAGGUCGCCAUAUCCAUGAAACUCGUGAGUGGAUCUUGCGCAACUCCCCCGUGCCAGUUGGGACCGUACCUAUUUAUCAAGCACUUGAAAAAGUUAACGGCAUUGCUGAAAACCUUAGCUGGGAGGUUUUCAGGGAUACACUGAUUGAACAAGCCGAGCAGGGUGUUGAUUACUUCACUAUCCAUGCUGGUGUUCUACUUAGGUACAUUCCCUUAACAGCGAAACGCAUGACAGGAAUAGUUUCCAGAGGAGGAUCCAUUCAUGCAAAGUGGUGCCUUGCUUAUCACAAAGAGAAUUUUGCUUAUGAGCAUUGGGACGAAAUACUUGACAUCUGCAAUCAGUAUGAUAUAGCACUAUCCAUUGGUGAUGGGCUAAGACCUGGCUCCAUAUAUGAUGCGAAUGACACCGCUCAAUUUGCUGAGCUCUUGACGCAAGGAGAACUGACACGUAGAGCAUGGGAAAAGGAUGUUCAGGUGAUGAAUGAAGGACCUGGACAUAUUCCAAUGCACAAGAUUCCUGAAAACAUGCAGAAGCAGCUAGAAUGGUGUAAUGAAGCACCCUUCUAUACUCUUGGUCCACUAACAACUGAUAUUGCCCCUGGUUAUGAUCACAUUACCUCUGCUAUUGGUGCUGCCAAUAUCGGGGCACUUGGUACAGCUCUUCUUUGCUAUGUAACUCCAAAAGAACAUCUCGGUCUACCAAAUCGUGAUGAUGUGAAGACCGGAGUUAUAUCUUACAAGAUAGCUGCUCAUGCUGCUGACUUAGCAAAGGGUCAUCCACAUGCUCAAGCAUGGGAUGAUGCACUGAGUAAGGCAAGAUUUGAAUUCCGAUGGAUGGAUCAGUUUGCUUUGUCUUUGGAUCCAAUGACGGCCAUGUCCUUCCAUGAUGAAACAUUGCCAUCUGAAGGCGCAAAGGUAGCCCAUUUCUGCUCUAUGUGUGGCCCCAAAUUCUGCUCUAUGAAGAUAACCGAGGAUGUCAGGAAGUAUGCUGAGCAACAUGGCUAUGGCGACGCCGAGGAGGCUUUGAAGCGUGGAAUGGAUGCUAUGAGUGCUGAAUUUCUAGCUGCCAAGAAAACUAUCAGUGGGGAGCAGCAUGGUGAAGCUGGUGGAGAGAUUUACUUGCCAGCAACAUACCUAAAUUCCAAAGAGAGGACUAUAUAAAUGAAGCAGAUCAAUGGUAGAAUUGGCUACACAACCGGCCUUAUCUAUAAGGAUAGUGUGAAACAUUUUCAAGCUGGCUGUAGGAGAAUAAUACAAAGUUCAGUUUGUUGAUAACAUCUUAGAACUCCUAUCUUCAACUUUACUUUUGUUGUGAAUUAUCCAAUUGUCAGGAAUAAAUUGUGUACUAGUAUUUUGUUUGGUAUCAUCUUUUUAUCUUUCUGGGAAACUUUAUUAAUACCCAAGAUGCACCAGGGGUGCCUGAAUCUGCAUGAGCACUGGCUAUUAUUAAAGCUAGGAUGCUAGCAGAUCAGGCUGAGAUAGUCCCUUUGAACCUGAUCAGGGUGAUGCCUGCGUAGGGAGCGUGCAUUUUUCUCUUUCUUUUUUUGUAUGCUUCUGCAGGGAGUGUGCCUUAUAUACAAUGGUUUGGACUUAAGCCAAUCCUGAUUUGGGAAAGUUUAGGUAGUUGAUUUGCACAGUUUUCGAAUUUUUCAGAAGUGCACAUGGUGUAAAAAUCAAAGUGGUGAAUUCCAAUUAUCCAUAAAACUAACAACUAUCUUACAUUAUACAUUCAAAUUCUCAAAAAUGUGUUAUUACCAAUUGUGGGACCCACAUAGGUGUUUCUAUUCUUGGAUUAUGAAAGUGUUGUGAACAAUUACCAACAUGGUCAUUUAGUCAAUGAGUGAUAGUGCAUCCGAAACAGGAAGCAAACCCAGCAAGAAAAGCAACAGUAUCUACUCAUAUUAGCUUUUACUUUUCACACAUUACUUAAAAAAAAUGCCACUUUUUCUAACCUCCUUAACCCACCCUUUUGGCACAUGCCCUUGUAUCCUUAGAAACAAGCUCUAUAGUAACCAAAGAUACUCACAUGAUAAACACAAAUGUAUGAACUUGUUUCAUUCCUCACUCAAGCACACUUCAAGACCUUCUCUCAUUUUCACAGUUCAAACCUUUUUCAACAACUGUGCUUCUCUGGGUCUUACCUGCAUUUCUUUCAAAAUCACCUCACAUAUAUAAAAAUCUUGAUGAUUAGUACCCAAAAUUAAAGUUAUAUGAAACACAAUGAAUCACACAGGCUACUACUUUGAGAACAGAAGCUUGUCCUUGAGGAACAACUCUAGGAGGACUAAACCAGCUAGAAUUCGACGCGAGCCGAGAUGCAUCUUUGGGAUUUGUUGGCGUUCGGAGUUCUCUCCCAUUGAGUUUCUUAAGGGUGUUGCUGAAAGAUUGACAAGGGCUAUGUGCUGUGGUUCUGUCAGUAGACGACGACCCCUGAACAAAGGGUUGUCGACGUCUGUAGGAAAAUCGAAGCUGACGGCGGCAUCAUCUGUUGAUUAUUAUAGGGCAGCUGCAGUUGAAGACUGCAUUGAGUUCAUCCACACUUCGUUCUCAAGAUCAAAUUCUUUAACCGCCGCACCAACUCCUUCCAGGGAUGAAUUUAUGCAUGCUUUCUUGAGAAACUUUGAAUCACAGAAUGUGUGAAGCUAUUAACCUGUUCUUGCUGCUGUGUGUGUCUACCUUUUGAAUGUGUUUAGUUUCACAAAAACGAUGGUGCCAUCUGAUGAUUACUAUGUUGGAUAUGUAUGGUUGUAUUUUGUGUUUGUAUCAGCAGAACUAGCUGUGUAGUAUUUUGAUGGGAUUCGAAGUUCUAAACCUUUGACACUGCUUUUGUUUGUAUAUGUAUGGUUGUAUAUGAAUGCGUUUAUUAUUUAUUAUUUUUUUUUUUAAA